Molecule: messenger RNA, 1863 nt
Organism: Juglans microcarpa x Juglans regia
Lineage: Eukaryota; Viridiplantae; Streptophyta; Magnoliopsida; Fagales; Juglandaceae
Exons: 4
Coding region: 1-1863 (620 amino acids)
Molecular function (GO): nucleic acid binding; RNA-DNA hybrid ribonuclease activity
Source: RefSeq, a predicted model, not a curated record
AUGGAGGAGUUUAGAAAUGCUCUAUCCCUAGGAGGUUUGAGUGACCUUGGGUGGAGGGGUAAUAAAUUUACUUGGAGCAAUGGUCAUGCUGAUGGUUCUUUUGUAAAAGAAAGGCUUGAUCGUGCUGUUGCUAACCAAGUAUGGAGAAAGACUUUUAAUAAGGUUGAGGUGGAAUCUGUAAUAGCAUGGUGUUCUAAUCAUCUACCAAUUUUGUUGUCUUACUCUAGAGAAAGUUCUAUUAAUGAUAGAAAUAAAAGACUUUUUCGAUAUGAAAUGUGCUGGGAUAAGGAAAGAGAGUGCAGUGAAACUGUAAAGGAGGCUUGGGGAAGGAAUGAGGGGGAGAGAAGCAGGCUAUCAAAUGUUCAAAGGGGCCUCAACUUGUGUAGGCAGGCUCUUAGAAGGGAUGUUGAUGAUGCAGUGCUAGAGUUUCUUAAUGGGGGAAAUAUGGUGCCAGACUUAAAUCAUACGCUUAUUGCAUUAAUACCAAAGGUGAAGAUGCCCAAAGAGGUGAUGGAGUAUAGACCAAUCAGCUUAUGCAACGUUUUGUAUAAGCUGAUUUCAAAGGUCCUUACAAAUAGAGUUAAGAAGUACAAAAAAGAUGAUGGAAUUCACUGGUGGAAAUGGAGUAGGCUGGGGCAAGGAAAAAGUUAUGGUGGAUUGGGUUUUAGACAACUUGAAGACUUCAAUUUGGCAAUGCUAGCCAAGCAAGGAUGGAGGAUUCUAAAAGAUCCUUCUUCUUUAGUGGCAAGGAUCUUCAAAGAGAAAUACUUCAAAGACACAUCCAUUCUUGAAGCCUCACUGGGUAAAUUCCCCUCUUUCAUUUGGAGGAGUGUGUGGUCUACCUUGGGGGUGAUUAGGAGAGGAAUGAGGUGGAGGGUUGGUAAUGGUGAAUCCAUCAGUAUAUGGGGUCAAAAAUGGUUGCCAAAGACUAUGACUGGGUGUGUGCAAACUCCAGUGAAUGGGAUAAAUGCUGAUGCUCGUGUGAGGGUGUUGAUAAAUGAAGUUGGGGUUGGGUGGAAGUUGGAUUUGGUGAGUCAGGUUUUUGAUGAGGAGGAAGCUGAUUUGAUACUAUCCUUGCCAAUUAGUCCUAUGGGUGCAGAAGAUAGACUAAUUUGGGACCUAACUAAGGAUGGAAAAUAUACUGUUAGGAGUGCUUACCAUGUACAGCAGCAAGAGAGGAGGCAAAGGGUUGGGGAGACCUCAGAGGCUGGUAGAGGCGAAGUCAUAUGGAAAUAUAUUUGGAAGCUGGGAGUUCCAGGAUCUGUAAAGCACUUCUUGUGGAAACUGGCAAACAAUAUUUUGCUUACAAAGCAAAACUUAUACCAGAGAAAGAUAGUGAAGAAUGCAAUAGGCAGGGGAUGGAAGAAACCAGAAGGCCAGCUGCUUAAAGUAAACUUUGAUGCAGCAAUAAAAGAGUCUACUAAAAAGUUGGGUCUUGGGGUGAUUAUUAGAGAUUGCAGAGGGGAGGUUUAUGCUGCAGCAUGUCUUACAAGAGAGGCGAGCUAUGGGAUCUUUAGGGCUGAAUGUAUUGCUAUGUGGGAAGCUAUGGUUCUUUGUGAAGAACUGGGUUUAGGUGAGGUCAUCUUUGAAGGUGAUGCAAAGAGUGUCAUUGAUGCAGUGAGCAGUGGUGAGAAGGAUGACUCUAGCUACGGUCACUUGGUUGAGAAUUUGCAGCAGAAACUGAACUUCUAUUCAAGGUGGGAGGUUGCUUUUAUCCAUAGGGAAGGAAAUGAGGUUGCCCAUCAAUUAGCUAAACUGGCUUUAUAUGGGGAUAAUGAUAUGUACUGGGUAGAGGAGUGCCCUGAGGCCAUUACAGAUCAAUUGAGUAUAGACAAAAUGUAUACGGAUUUUGUUACAAGUUGA